AUGCUGUUCCUUAAGCAGCAUUCGUCUUGCCUCUCUCUCUCUCUCUCCUUCUCCCAUCUGCUUAGCAAAUGGGCACAUUUGACGCAACGCAACAGUCGUUUUGAAGUCAAUCUACGCAGUUGGUUAGACAAGUCGCGGCGCAGCGGUAACCAUGCUUUCUCUUCUGCAAUUCCGCUCUUUUUGGUGCUGCCGGUACGGCUACUGAAACAGCCCUCGCUGCAGUCACAUUGA
Messenger RNA from Protopolystoma xenopodis, 231 nucleotides. The record is from the annotation of a GenBank genome assembly. Lineage: Eukaryota; Metazoa; Platyhelminthes; Monogenea; Polystomatidea; Polystomatidae.